UCAAUCCAAAACUUUUGAACUCUCUCUCUCUCUCUCUCUCUCUCUCUCUCUAGGGUUUGCUUCCGAAACCCUAUCCCAAUUUCAAGUAAUUGUGAUUUCAUACUUCAAACCGAAGAAGAGGUUAGGGUUUUCAGAUGAACUACGAGUAGAAGAACUGGAAUGGAAAGUUCGAUUUGCUCAGCAGAAGAUGAUGAAUAACGAAAGAGAAGAACCCAGUGGUGCCGAGUCCAGUGGCCGAUUCCACUCGGUUCAACCACUUCGCGAUCUUCAAUCCAAUUGGGCCGUCGAUCUCUCCAAGAACCUCGAAGAUUAUCUGUUGAAGAUUUGUUCCGGCGAGAUCACCGGCGAUGACAAUGCGCACUUCUCUGUCAAUUUCGCCGAGGCUGCUCUGCUGCUUCAGGGUUCGAUUCAGGUGUAUAGUCGGAAAGUUGAAUAUCUUUACUCUCUGGUUUUACAUGCGUUGGAGUUCAUUUCGCAGAAAAGGCAGCAUGAUCAACCAGAGGGUGCAUCAGUCCAACCAGAAGAAAAUGGUUCUCAUGCAGUACCUGAUGACGAAAAUGAUCAGUUCUGGGGUUUAGAUGAUGUCCCAGUGGAAGCUAAGAACUCCCUAGAUAGUGCAAUUUGCAAAGAUACUCAAUUGAAUCACUUUGCAAAGCCUCCAGCUAAUUUAGUUGUGCUUGAAGGUGAUUGCUUAGAUGUUACUGGUGAUGGCAAUGAAUUAGAAUCCUACCUGUUAGCUACCAAUGAUCUUUACCGGGACUUUAUUCUACUAGACCCAUGUGAUGCAGUAGCAGUUAAUAACUAUUUUAAGGGUGAUAAAGCCGGUAAAGGGCAGAAUGGUAUCUGCAGAGGCAGUUCUCUGGCCUCUAAAUCUCGCAAGGGCUUUUUGUCUCCCAUUAACCAAUCUGGGGGAAUUAGCCACAAGUCAUCUGCUGGAAAGAAUCAGAAUGUUAAUCUUGAUCGAUCUCCUCCAGUUGAUCAUGGCUUAAAAUUUAAAGAUUGUAAUAUUGGGCCUGAUCCUCCUGCUUGUGAUAUUCCUGAAAACUAUGGAUUUGAAAUGGAUGAUAGAUAUUCAGAGCCUGGAGACUUGGAUGAUGAAGAUGAUCCAUGGAAGCCUUUGAAUCCCUAUGAACCCGGGAAUUUGAGAGUAAAACCUUUUAAAAAAGUGAAAUCUUUUAGAAGGCAGGGGAUUAAUUCCACUAAGCGGAUAUCCAUAGCUAUUCAGUUCCCUCUCGCAAGAAUGCAUGGUACCAUUAAUUCAGAGCUCAAUGAUAUAUGGGAAGCACGGCGUCAUGCCUCAGAGAGACAACAAGAAUCCCAAUCUCCUUCAAAAUAUGAAAAGUUGAGAAAUUCACUUAUUCAUGGAGGACGUGAAACUUGUGAAUCAUUUUGUGAUCCCAAUGAUGACAAUGAUUAUGAUAAUGGAGGCUUUGAUUUUGGUCCACCUGAUUUUGACAUGCCAGAGAAUGCAUACGAGUAUGAAGAAGUACCUCUGCAGCCUGAAAAGCAUGAUGAUGGCGAUGUCAGUUUUGAAACCAAUGAACAUGAAGAUCCAAGUUCUCAAGCCAGCCUAGAAGAUCUUUGUCGAUCUCACCUAGAUGCUCUCCUUGCUAGCAUUGCUGAAACUGAGAAACAGACUGAGUUGGCUGCUCGUGUCUCAACAUGGAAACAAAGAAUUGAAAAUAACUUGGAAGAGCAAGAUUCACGCCCACCGUUCGAUAUUCACGAAUAUGGUGAAAGAAUAUUGGAGAAGCUGUCCCUGGAUGCAGACAGUGGAAAUGCCAUGUCAUUUGCAGAUGUCGUUAGGGGACAAGAGAAACAUGAUGUUGCUCGGACUUUUUCUGCUCUUCUGCAAAUGGUGAACAACGGAAACGUGGAUCUAGAGAGGGGUGAUGUUGCUGACGGUGAGGUCAUCUGUUACACUGCAGUGAAUCCCUUCUAUGUGCGGCUCCUUAGCCACGAUAAACGACAGGAUGUGCAGCUCCGAUCAUCAAAAAAAAGAGCUAAAUCUCCCACAAGGAAAGGAUUCAUCAAAGGCGACAAGGACAAGUCAGGAAGAGAGAAACAUGCCGCUGUCAAUUUGUCAGCUUCUGGAUCUCCCUCGACCUCAAUGUCAUCACAGUUGAAUUGCAAGUUCUCAUUAAAACUAGGAAAGGUCGGCAACAUUAGGUGCACCCCUGAAGGUAAGAGGAGACGAAGGUCUCGGCUUGUUGAACCAGUUGACUUACAUUCUACUGGGUGACACGAAAACUCAUUGGCAAGUAAGCUAUUGGGAAUUCAACAAGUUCCAGUUGAAGAGCUCAAUGCGAAUGAGGAAGUGAAUUGCCGUUGUAAUUUUAGAUAACUUAUGAUUAACUGAAGCUAUAUCUCUCAUUGUAAUAUUUUCCUUUUCUCUUUUAAAUUAUUAGUGGAUGUAUUGAUAACUCGCUUGAGAGGAUUGUAACAGAUGUGUUAGUGAAUGCAGAAUUACACUACUUUUGGUGCCCUGUAAAGAAGGAAUUGCAUGGUUGGUGCAUAA
This is a messenger RNA of Camellia sinensis, 2518 nucleotides long. RefSeq names its product condensin-2 complex subunit H2-like protein (gene HEB2). NCBI's taxonomy places the organism in Eukaryota, Viridiplantae, Streptophyta, Magnoliopsida, Ericales, Theaceae. Gene Ontology annotation, biological process: meiotic chromosome condensation; mitotic sister chromatid separation. Gene Ontology annotation, cellular component: nucleus; condensin complex. The record is from RefSeq and is a predicted model, not a curated record. Gene Ontology annotation, molecular function: chromatin binding.